This is a messenger RNA of Monopterus albus (swamp eel), 1568 nucleotides long. RefSeq names its product kelch domain containing 3-like (gene klhdc3l). Lineage: Eukaryota; Metazoa; Chordata; Actinopteri; Synbranchiformes; Synbranchidae. The coding region runs from base 183 to 1457 and encodes 424 amino acids. Gene Ontology annotation, cellular component: Golgi apparatus. The record is from RefSeq and is a predicted model, not a curated record. Gene Ontology annotation, molecular function: protein binding. The transcript is spliced from 8 exons.
AAUUUAGAAAACAUGUUUCAGUAAAGAUAAUUGUCAAUAGUCAGAAAAAAGCAUCUCAAACACGUAUUUUCACGACUUCCCAGUGAAGUGAGACGUUUACGAGCUGGCCGUGAAUGCCACAGAGACAGAGCAGUCGGACUGAGAGGAGGAUCCGGUAGAAAAUGGUCCAGUGAGAGCAGAGGAUGCCAGCUAUGAGUCAGAGUAGUCCUGCUCUGUGGACUCAGCUCCCCCCGGGCAGCUCUAGUCAGUCCCCUUGUGACCGCUACAAGCACGCCUGUUGCAGCAAUGAUGGAUAUGUCUAUAUCCUGGGAGGCAGAGACAGCAAAUGUCUGAGGGACUUCUGGAGGUACAGUGUAGUAUGUAACGAGUGGACAGAUUUGAGCUGCACCAGUGAAGCUGCACCAGAAGAGCUAGAAGGACAUUCUAUGGUGGCUCAUAAGGGCUUUCUGUAUGUGUUUGGAGGUAUGUUGGAUUCUCCAUACACCAAGUGCAGAUGUGUGCUUUGGGUAUUUGACAUUGCAAAGAAGACAUGGGUGCACUGCGAGGGAAAAAUGAGUUCCCUUAAGGCCCUAAUGCCAACUAACAGAAAAGGACACAGUGCCGUGGUGCUUGGCUCUGCCAUGCUGGUCUAUGGAGGUUUUAUAGACAUGAAAGGAUCCUCACAGGACUUUUGGACUUUGGAUUUUGAUUCUUUGACUUGGGCCCUGAUAAGUGGCUCUCAGCAGGGCUCAGUUGGCCCAGGCCCCAGGCACAGUCACUCAGCAAUGGCCUACCAGGACUGCAUGUACCUGUAUGGGGGCUGGAAAGGCCUGCAAGAGCAGAGAGACUUCUGGAAGUGGAAUUCCACCAACCACCAGUGGAGCUCCCUCAGAACCAAGUCCGGUCCCUCCAGGCUUGUGGGCCACUCAGCUGUAGCCUACAAGGACAGUAUGCUUCUUUUUGGGGGAGGUGAGAGCCAGAACUCCCCAAACAACUGUCUGUGGAGGUACAGCUUCACCACUCAGACCUGGGAGCAGGUUGCCACGCUCCCAGGCUCUGACCCCCCAUACAAGAUGUAUCACUGCUGCAUUGGGCUGGGUCCAGGCUACGGAUCUAACACCAGCUCAACACUCAAACCCAGGCUACCGGAUGACAAACAGAGGCCCUUCAAAAACAAAUGUUUUCCUGAACCUCUCACUUUUCUAGGAUCAGAAGGCGCUAUAGAGCUCGAAACAUUCAGCCUGAACAAGAGCAAAGACAGCUUGACAGGAAAAGAUGCACAGUGGACUGGAAACUGCUUGACCUUUCAGAACAAGGCUUUCAGGAAACAGUGGAGCUGCAGGGAGGACGAGCAGCUCGAUGAGGAGGAUGAAGCUAUAGUCAAGCACCUGCCCGAUCUGCUGCUGGUCCUGGGAGGAAAACCUAACCCUAGUCACAACCCCAUCUCCAUAUGGCAGAUGACUCUGACGAACUCCUAACAACCCGUGAACAGAGAUUUACAAACUUUGUCUCCAUGUAACAAGUAUUAAACUGUUAUAUUAUGACUUCAUCUUGCAUGUUUAAAGGGUUUACUGAGAUUCUUUAAUAUA